Messenger RNA from Iphiclides podalirius (scarce swallowtail), 2898 nucleotides. The record is from the annotation of a GenBank genome assembly. NCBI's taxonomy places the organism in Eukaryota, Metazoa, Arthropoda, Insecta, Lepidoptera, Papilionidae.
AUGGUGGAUGUCGGUGUGAAUGAGUGUGAUAACACAGUUAAUGGGAGGAACCAAUUUGUUUACUUCGUGUUCGUGCAUCUCCUACUAAUUGGACUGAACGGAACCAAUGCGCAAAAUCGAGCGCCCCGGAUCAAAGAGCAUCCGUCGAACACGGUGUCGGGCCGCAGUGAGCCGGCCACGCUGAGAUGCGUGGUCGAAGGUCGGCCGAAGCCAGCCGUGCAGUGGUUCAAGGACGGCGCGCCGCUGCCCUCAGCUGACGAUGGCCACAGAGUACUUUUGGAGGACGGACUGCUGUUUUUAAGGGUAAAUCGGGGUAAGAAAGAUAGCGAUGAAGGCAUUUACUGGUGCGUAGCUAAGAAUAUUGCCGGAGAAGCAGUAAGUCACAACGCAUCUCUUAAUGUCGCUGUUCUACGCGAUGAGUUCAAAGCCGAACCAAGAGAUGUGCAUGUGGCGGCGGGUGAACCCGCCAUUCUAGAAUGUUCUCCACCACGUGGCAUUCCAGAACCUUCCGUGCAUUGGCUUAAAGACGGACAAAUGUACGACGUUGAAGUGAACGGAAGAGUGACGGUAACGGAGACUGGUAGUUUGAGGAUUUUGGAAACCUUGCCUACUGACAGUGGACUGUUCAGGUGUGUGGCAUCUAACGUCGCUGGUGAGAGACAAUCUAGAGCCGCGGCCUUGAUCGUAUUGAGACGACCGCACUUUGUUGUUAAGCCCAGCAACGUUACAGCUUUAGUAGGUCAGGAUGUUGAAUUCAAUUGUCAGAGCUACGACACUUCAGUGUCCAUUACAUGGGUCAAGGAGGACGGUGUACUGCCAAACCACGCGACAAUAAUACGCGGCCUAUUGCGGCUAGAGCGCGUGUCCGCGACAGAUGCGGGUGUUUACUCCUGCCGGGCCGACAGCGUUGCCGGAUCGAGUGUGGCGAGCGCCUCCCUCACCGUGUACUCGUUGCCGCACUUCACUCAGAUACCGUCCAAUUUGACCACAUGGGAGGGCGAUGUGGUGUCCAUUCCUUGCGAGGCCAAAGGCCUGCCGACACCCACCACGUUUUGGAUCCUGGAAGGCGUCGAGGACGUCCUUCUGUUUCCAGAAUGCACGAAGAGCAACUCGAGCUUGUUGUAUUUGGACGGCGCGAGAGCCGAACACGGCGGAAGGGUUAUAUGUGUCGCUGUGAACGCCGCCGGCAGCGUAAUGCAGGAGGCCUACUUGAACGUGCUGAAGAAAGUAAACGCUUACAACCAACGCACGAGACAAGAAUCGAGCGACAGCUACGAAUACGAGGCACAAAUGACCGAGUACGAACUUGUGCAGGCGCGCAAGUAUUUGAAACAAAACGUUCUCAAACUGCGGAGGGUGGAAACUUUGUCGUCGACCUCGCUCAAAGUUGUCUGGGAUGUUUUGACGGAUUACAACGAAUACUUGGAGGGCGUGAAGAUAUGGUACAACGGAACAUCGCUGAACUGGCGUAAUUCCUGCUCGGAAGAUGUUACGAUCAGCUCGCCGCGGACGGAGGUGCUUUGUUCGAACGGGUCGCUGACUAACGUCGGUAACAGCGGCUCGUCGAGCUACAUACUCUCCGGACUGGCGGCGUACACCCAAUACGACGUGUUCCUGAUGCCGUUCUACAAAACGCUGUUGGGGAAACCGUCCAACUCUAUGUCGGGGUACACCGAUGAAGACGUGCCAUCAAUUCCGCCCCAAAGCGUGACUGCGAGUGUAAUUAACGCGACCUCGGCCAGGAUACGAUGGGAACCGCCACCUGCUAACACUUGGAACGGCGAGCUCACCGGUUAUUUGAUCGAGAUCCGCGUGGGCGGGAACAGCGGCGGCCGAGUGGUUGGCCAGAUGUCCCUCGGCGCGCGAACCCGGGCGGCGACGGCUAGCUCGCUGCGCGCCGGCGGGAAGUACAGCGCGCGCGCUGCGGCCGUCACGCGCAAGGGACACGGGCCCUUCAGCGCGCCGGCGCAAAUCCAUAUGCUGCCUACGCAAUCGCAGAGGCAUUACGUGCAGACGGAGCCGCCGAAGGACACGGGCAUCCCCCAUUUAUUACAAGAGACGUGGCUGCUGGCUCUUUGUUUGACCUUAUUCUCGAUCAUCAUAAUAGGACUGUUUACUGUGUACUACGUGAAACGGCGUAACACCGUCCAAAGGAAGAAAUCAACUGGUCAGUCGAUUGUCACCGCCCAGCAGUGCCUGUUGAAUAAAGACACAAUUUGGCUCCGCGAGAGGCCGGUGUUCGCGCCUCCAAGCGAGAGCGCCCUCGACAUGGGCAACUGUCACCAGAGCCUCCUACAAGGAGGUCAAUCGACGAGCAUUCUCAACGUGGAGCCCGAGUAUUGCCUGCCGCAAAACUCCAUCCAGGGCCUGGACGCGUCCAGCGUGGACCGGAUAAAGCGCGGCCCGCCGGAGCCGUACGCGUCGAGCGCUAUUUACACAGAACUCAAUUUCAAGGACAAUGGCGACACCGGAGAGCUGAGAACGUGCGCAGAGAGGCGCUCCCACAACAACAGCAUAGUGAGGUCGUGCAACGGCAGCGUGCAGUACUCGAAUGGGGAGUGCUCGACGUGUUGCCACAGCACCUCCAGCAGGUCGACGAAGGACUACAGGGAGGUCAGGCACGAGCUGGCCCACGAGAUCAGCGCGAUAGAGGACGACUGCGCCUCUUGCCACACGAACCGCUCCGGUUCGAGGAGCAGACAGGACAAGAGCAAGGUGUGCCCAGCCAGCGAGCUGGAGUACGACUACCCGCAGUGGCACUGGCUCGGCAGGGAGAACAGCUUCAAAAUCCCCAUCCAGGCGAGGCACUCGAGUGUAGCGAAGAGCGAGCAGGGCUGUCAAAUUAAUCUGAGCGAUAUACUGCCCCCGCCGCCGUAUGAGAGUCCCGAGGGGAAAAAG